AAAUUAAAAUGGUAAUGUGUUAAGCAUAUCACGAUUAGCUUCUUUGUGAGUAUAUACCAGCCGUUCCUUACUCAACGAUCCUAACACAGAUAUACUCGGAGUUAUAUCACAGCAGAGAAGGUAAAUGUUACAGACAUGACCGAUACCAGCCGCUAUCCUCCAGUGGAGAUCCCAGACACAGAUAUUAUCAGUCUGCCUAUUCCAAGCGGAGGUUAUCGACAGUUCGUUUGUCGGAGAGGAGUUUACCUGUUGGCGGACAACAUUCGCCAUGGCCUUGUGCCUGAUUGGCGGGAUAACUCGGCCGCAGUGUCGGAUAUGAGCUGUAGAGACGACGACGUGUUCGUGUGUGCCUUCCCAAAAGCAGGUACUCACUGGAUUUGGGAGAUAGCCACGAUGCUGUUGCAUGGACGGUCGGAAUAUACCCCUGUCUCAAAGGUUACAUCCAUGUUAGAGUUUAAUACGCCAUCGGAGUUAGACAGACUGACGUCGCCACGUGUGUUGAAUUCACACCUGCCUUACAAACUCUUACCCUCUGAAGCUGUCCGCAAGGGAGCGAAGAUAAUCUUCGUUCAGAGGAACCCGAAAGACAUUGCAGUUUCAUUCUUUAACAUGGUCAGUCAGAAGAAAAUAUCGUUCGCCGGGAAUUUCAAUGAUUGGAUCCAACUAUUUUUGCUCCAACCUGGUUACCCGAAGAACUGGUUCGACUACACGCUUGAAUGGGAGCAAGUGAUGAAGGAAGAACGACGUUUGAAUCUACACAUGAUCUAUUAUGAAAAUUUGAAGCGGAACCCGAUAGAGGAAAUAGCCAGGUUGUCACGGUUCCUUGGGAGCUCCACAGACAGAACGUUUAUCGGUGAGGUAGCAAACAAAUGUAGCUUCAGGAAUCUAAGGAAAGCCAAUUCAGAUGUAAAGGAUCUGUCAGUAUUGCAAGGAGAGAAGACUAUGUUCGAUAGCGUGUUUCGCAAAGGAGAAAUUGGAGAUUGGAAGAGUUGGUUUACUGUGGCACAGAAUGAACUUUUCGAUAAAGUGUACAGAGAAAGGAUGAAGAACUGUAGCUUUGUGUAUCAGUACAACGGUUGAUGUGAACAUUACGAACGGUUUGAUGCGGUAUGACUGUAGACUUGCUUAUCUAUACACAGCUGUAUGUAGACGAUGUCAACUGUUGGAUUAUAGUAUACAGAGAAAUAGCUUCGUCUACAACGGCUUAAUAAAUGUGAACAAUAACUGCUUGCUUAUAUUUUAUAGACAUUUUAAUUUGUUUGAAGAAAUAAUGGAUUUUUUCGAAAUCAUGUGUUACUCAGAUCAAGAAUUAGUAAAAAAAGUUUUUAUACAAAUUUUUCAGAAUAUGAAUAAAAAAUUGCGUCCACUUCCUAAAA
Molecule: messenger RNA, 1376 nt
Organism: Mizuhopecten yessoensis (Yesso scallop)
Lineage: Eukaryota; Metazoa; Mollusca; Bivalvia; Pectinida; Pectinidae
Product: sulfotransferase family cytosolic 1B member 1-like
Exons: 7
Coding region: 136-1080 (314 amino acids)
Biological process (GO): sulfation
Cellular component (GO): cytoplasm
Molecular function (GO): sulfotransferase activity
Source: RefSeq, a predicted model, not a curated record